Messenger RNA from Zootoca vivipara (common lizard), 5557 nucleotides. NCBI's taxonomy places the organism in Eukaryota, Metazoa, Chordata, Lepidosauria, Squamata, Lacertidae. The record is from RefSeq and is a predicted model, not a curated record.
UUACAUUGUAUCAUGUGAGUGAAUUACUUUUAAGUGGCGGGGGAGAAGGCAUGAGUGCUAAUCAGCGGAGGGAUCUACUGUGAUCUGCAAAGUGAAACAUCACCCUGGAGAGAUUCUGAAUGUGAGUACUGCACUGUACUUUUGAUAGGCGCUCUUUUAUGAAACAUCCUCCCUGGGGGCGAAGAGGAGUCACACCGGAGGGAAGAGUCGAUACCGGAGAGGUUAAUAUACAGAGCGCUGAUAUGGAUGCAAACGAGGUCCAAGUGGGGGCAUUGCUGUUGCCCUGAGCAGGUUGCUUUUGAGCCCUGUCUGGACAAUCCAGCUCCGACGAGGCAGCAGGAGAGAUCAAGGGUUUGGAGAGAGGGCUCUGCUGAUUGCUGCCUGCCACGCUUCGCGGAGGGGGUUUAAGCUAUUUGCAAAAUAAUGCUGGAAAUAACUAGAAAGGGAGGAAGAGAAAGCGAUGAGGAGGUGAAAAUUCCCUGACUUUGAAUAAACAACCCGCAACGCGUCCAAAAUCAGUAUUGCUGUCUAAGUUUAAAAACUAGAGAUAGCAAUCCAGUAGUCAUGUCAGUCAGCGUCCAUGAAAACCGCAAAUCCCGAACGAGCACUGGUUCAAUGAACAUCUUGCUGUUCCACAAAGCCUCCCAUCCAGAUUGUGUCCUGUCUCACCUCAACACCAUGAGGAAGCACUGCAAGUUCACUGACGUCACCCUCUGGGCCGGGAACAAGUCCUUUCCAUGCCACCGGGCUGUGCUUGCAGCUGCCAGCAGGUACUUCGAAGCCAUGUUUAGCAACGGCCUCCGCGAGAGCUUGGGCGACAAGGUAAAUUUCCACGAUAGCCUGCACCCAGAGGUGUUGGAGCUGCUUUUGGACUAUGCUUACUCCUCCAAGAUCAUAAUUAACGAGGAGAAUGCAGAGUCCCUCCUGGAAGCCGGGGACAUGUUGCAGUUCCAGGACGUCAGGGAUGCAGCUGCUGAGUUCCUUGAGAAGAACCUGCACCCUUCCAACUGUCUGGGCAUGAUGGUCCUUUCAGAUGCUCACCAGUGCAAGAGGCUCUAUGAGCUUUCUUGGAGGAUGUGCUUGGUUAACUUUGAGACAGUCCACAGAAACGAAGAUUUCAAUAACCUCUCCAAGGACACCCUGCUGGACUUGAUUUCCAGCGACGAGCUGGAAAUUGAGGAUGAGGAGAAGGUCUUCAAGGCAGUCAUGCAGUGGGUGAAGCAUGACUUGGACAAGAGGAAGUCUUUCCUCCCGGAGAUGUUGAAGAACGUGCGACUGGCCUUGCUGCCUUCCGAGUGCCUGAAGGAAGCCAUGACCUACGAGGAACUGAUCAUGGCGGAAGACCAGAACAAGCAAAUCAUGGAUGAAGCUCUUUGGUGCAAAAAGAAGAUCCUGCAGAACGAUGGGGUGGUCACCAGCCCCUGUGCCAGGCCUCGGAAGGCUGGGCACACUUUGCUCAUCUUAGGGGGGCAGACGUUUAUGUGUGACAAGGUUUACCAAGUAGACCACAAGGCGAAAGAGAUCAUUCCCAAAGCCGACCUCCCCAGCCCUCGAAAAGAGUUCAGCGCCUGCGCCAUUGGCUGCAAAGUCUACAUCACUGGAGGCAGGGGCUCCGAAAAUGGGGUCUCCAAGGAUGUCUGGGUCUACGACACAGUGAACGAGGAGUGGUCCAAAGCUGCCCCGAUGCUCAUCGCUCGCUUUGGACAUGGCUCGGCCGAACUGGAAAACUGCCUCUACGUCGUCGGUGGACACACCGCUGUGGCCGGGGUCUUCCCAGCCUCUCCUUCUGUUUCGCUGAAGCAGGUGGAGAAGUACGACCCUCUCGCCAACAAGUGGACCAUGGUGGCCCCUCUGAGGGAUGGCGUCAGCAACGCGGCUGUCGUCAGCGCGAGGCUGAAGCUCUACGUCUUUGGUGGGACCAGCAUCCACCGCGAUAUGGUGUCCAAGGUCCAGUGCUACGACCCGGUGGAGAACCGGUGGACCAUCAAAGCCCAGUGCCCCCAGCCCUGGCGCUACACGGCGGGCGCUGUCUUGGGUAGCCAGAUCUUUAUCAUGGGUGGAGACACGGAGUACACGGCGGCCUCCGCCUACCGCUUUGACUGCGAAACGGACCAGUGGUCGCGGAUUGGGGACAUGACGGCCAAGCGGAUGUCCUGUCACGCUUUGGCUUCUGGGAACAAGCUUUAUGUGGUGGGCGGCUACUUUGGGACGCAGAGGUGCAAGACGCUGGAUUGUUACGACCCGACCUCAGACACCUGGAACUGCAUUACCACUGUGCCUUACUCUCUCAUCCCGACAGCAUUUGUUAGCACUUGGAAACACUUACCGGCUUGAGGCACACAGUCUGCAGGCAAGAACUGAGGAGCUUGAGGAGAUAGCGACACUGAAUUUGUAUGUCAGUAGUGAUACUGGAAUUUGCACAAGUGGCUACUGGUCUACCGCCUCCCACAGGGCUCAUUCCUCUCGCUGCCUCAGUAUGGGGAGGGGUGUCAGGCUGCUCCAAGAAGUAACCAGAUGGAUGGAUGGGGAGCCUGAGCAAAUCAUAUUGCUUCGCUCGAAGGUAAAGGGAGCACCGCACUGCGGACAUCCUUCGAUGGCAGCAGCUUUGCCAGCGCCACACGGGUGCCAUGUUGGCACCAGGCUGGGUUUGGAAGAGAGCCCAGUAAGUGAAGGGACUGAAAAGCCUCAGCGUCUUUCCUCAGACAAAGGAAGCCUUUCAAGGACUUCAGGAACUCGUCUCUCGGCAGCACCACAUGAUUGAAGCACAGGCACCUCUGCAAGGGCUAGAUUUGUGUUGAGUCGUUUUGGGAAAAAAGAAGCACGUCUUUCUUUGUACUACUUUGAUGGUUCCCCUGGAGUUCUGACAAUUUUAAUAAAAGCUCUUUGGGAAGCUGUCUGCUUUGGACGGGGCUUCUUCUUUUUGAAGUACACCUGAUGGAGGGAUAAUGACAGGGCUAGUGAAGCGGUAAUUGCCGUACAAACACACUGUUCCCUGGUAUGGUACAACCUGCAAAACACCACCGCAGAAAUCGAAUGAAGCAAAAGCGAGGUUGGGUGGGAAGAGGGACAAAUACUGAGGCCCUGCUGCAGAACCUGGGAGGGUUAGAGUUAAGCCCUUGUACCUAGGCAACUUCUGUGGGCACAGGGGCACUCUUGAAGUGCCCGCAACAUCUCAUUGUCCCUGCCAGGACCUCCUUCAGCACCCAUGAAAUAUGCCCUCAAAAAUACACAGCUCAUGAUUUGGCUCUCCCUUCUCUGUUCCUGUUUGCACCGGCGCUCAGCCUAUCAUGCGUUAAAUGUGCCCACAUUUCACCCAAUGCCAGGAUAGCACCAGCCCUUCCUUCCGUAGAGGUCAAAUAGCGUCUUUGUGAGUGAGCUUGGUGGUAGCCUCUUUUUCCCAUUGAUAGGAUGACUGCACCCUUUCGUCCUCUGGUCUGCUCCUUUGGGUGUGGUUCCCAUUUUAUACAAUGCCACACACUCUACAAUAGCCAUUUUGUCACUGGCACCCCCCACAAAUGUCACUCAAGUGUCCCACUCCUGUGCUGCAAAGAUGGGAGCCUGUGUUGUGUAGCUGGGCUAGGAUGGGUUAGGAAAGGGACCCAGGUUCAAAUCUCUACACGACUCUGAAGUUUACUGGGGAAACCUGGGCCAGAUAGUCUCUCAGCUUCACCGACCUUACUAAAAGUUGUUGUGAGGAUAACAUGGGGAUGUGGGGACCAUUUAUGUCACCUAAGAUUCUUGGAUCUCUUGGAUCCCCUCUCUGUUCUCUGUUCCUCUUCUAUGGAGCUACUUCUGUACUCCUCUCUUUGUAAUUAUUUAUUUUAUACAAACACAUUAUUCUUUUUUAAAAAGAAACACCCUAAAUCUGAAGAGGUAGUUUAAAUUACGGUAUGCAAAGGAAUUCAAACACAUGCGAACAUAUUUAAUUUCCAAGAUUCUGAACGCAAAGUUUAACAUUCCUUUGCAAAGAAUUUAAGCAAGCACCUAUGUGUUUGGGGUUUUGUUUGUAUUUUAAUAAUCUUACAAAAUACACAACAUAAAUAAAUUUAUUUAUAUGUCACUGAAUGCUCAAAUAGGCUCCUAAGCAGUUUACAAAUAUCCAUAAUUAAAAUGCACGAUCAGAUUAUUGCACAGGUAAAAUAACAAUUCAAAAAGGAGACUUGGGUGCAUUGCAAAAGAUAUACAACAGAUUAACGUUUUGGGUUUUUUUAAACCUAGUUUUUCUCUUCUGCCUUGAAAGGCCCUGGCAGGGAGAAGGUUGGGGGAAGAGGGGUGUUACUGGGUCACUUUGGAGGACAAAAAAAAAUGAGAGGUUAUUUCUUCCUCUUUAAUCUUUAGACUGGUGUUGGCCCAAAAAACCAAUUCAGAGGCGAUUGGCAAAAGCAAGAGUAGUCCCCCACAGUCUGUUGCUAAGGGAUUAAGUAGGAGGCCGGGGGGGGGGGGGGCACAAAAGAUCCUUAGCAAUAGCUGAAUAAUAAGGUUCAGCCUGAGGGACAUUUUGGUUAAUGCUUUGGGGAGGGGGAAAAAGAAAGGCUGCAUGCUAAUACCCAGCCCCAGAUUUAUUCUCCAGGCUGAAAACAAAGAGCAUUUUGUAAACAAUGAUGGGUUGUCUGCCUUUCGGGGUCAACUGCUUACCCCUUUCUCAUGCCCCAUGUCCCGGCUGGCUGCAUUCAAGUUGACUGAAAAUAGGGAUCAAUCUCUGGCAUCGUUCCUAGAACAUGAGUGUAGCCGAGUAUGGCCAUCUCGUCCUGUAAGAUCAGGCUGCUCAAAUUUAUCUCCCAUGAUGCACAGAAGUGUGAGGUGGCCAUUGCUGUCCUAGGCCCCAUUUGCAACAUACACUGAAAAUUCACACAAUGACACCACUUCAAUAGACAUUGCCACCACCCCACCCCCGGCCUGGCAAAGAAUCCUGGAAACUAGUUAGUUAAGGGUGCUGGCAUGUUAUGCCACACCAAUAAUACUGUCCGCGGAGGCCCCAAAUCGGGACAUCAAAUGUGUCUCAUUAGUUGCAGAGUGAAAGUGAGAUUCGCAAUAAAAAGAGGAGUAUUACCAGCAGUGAAAAUUCAUAGACCAAGCCUAUUAGUCUCCAACUUUGCCAGCUCAUUACCAGGCAGCAGUGAGGACAAGGGCUGCAAAUUCAUCGAUUUCAAGGUUUGCUCUGUGCUGGGUUCCUAAAGUGCGAACGUCCUACGCUGUACCCAGACAGGCCAAGAAUUACACAGAAAAGCAGAGGAGAAAAUGGCAUUGUCCACGCUCAUCUUUUCCCUUUCAUCAGGGUCCAUUAAAUGAAGCAAAGCUAGGGACUGCCUGCCUCUCGAAACAGCCACGUGAAUCCCAAGUCGAGUAACUUGUGGCACGGUCACAACCAAAGCAGCUGUCAUUUCCAGCGAACCCAACAGCCGCCUGCUUGAACUAAUCCCAUCUUCACGCUGCCAGCAUUCUUUGUGUCCUCGGCUCUCCUAGGCAAAGGUGAUGCGCUCCACCACUGGUUCCCUUCCAUCGACAAAAAGAGGCCUCUAAAACCCAGCUCAAGGGGUUAACCCAGGUUACACACACA